AUGUUUGGAAGCAAAACUGUGGAAGACCAUGAGAGCAAGGUAUCCUCGACAACACCGGAUCAUGACCAAGCAGUACAUGAGGACUCAGGGUCAGCGACUUUAGCAACUUCAAGCUUGAGUGUCAAGGACCAACCCUAUGAGGGAGAAGUUGCUCAAGCAACACCCGAAGGAGGCCUAGUAGCCUGGCUGGCAGUCGUGGCUUUCUUCCUCGCCAUCAUGAACACAUGGGGCAUGAUAAUAUCCUACGGUGUCUUCCAAACCUACUACGUCUCCACACUCCACAGAACACGGUCUGACAUCGCCUGGGUAGGCUCCAUAGCCGUCUUCCUUCUCUUCUUCACCGGUAUCGUCAGCGGGCGUCUCACAGACGCAGGCUACUACCGUUAUGUCACAGCCACUGGUGCGUUUCUGGUUGUACUAGGCACUUUCAUGACUUCUCUCAGCGAGACUUACUGGCAAGUUCUCCUCGCACAGGGCGUCUGCACGGGUCUUGGGAAUGGGUGUCUGCUUACGCCCAUGUCGACGCUUGUCACGACAUAUUUCAAGAGAAGGCUGCCGCUUGUUACGGGCAUUGCGGCGUGUGGAAGUGUGACUGGGGGACUCAUUUACCCUAGUAUGGUGAGAACGCUGUUGCCGAGUAUUGGCUUUGGAUGGACAUUGAGAGCGAUCGGGUUUAUACAGUUGGGUACUUUUGCGGUUGCGCUGGUGUGUGGGAAGCCGAAGAGAGCAGCGCGGAAGUCGGGUCCGCUGUUGGAUGUGUCGGUCUUUAGGGAGACUGCAUUCAACUUACUCCUCGUAGGAUCCUUUUUGGCCUAUUUGGGCGUCUUCUUCCCAUUCUUCUUCCUCAGUUCGUAUGCGCGAGAGAAGCGGGGAAUGUCAUACACCGACUCUCUCAACCUUACCUUGGUUCUGAAUGGCAUCGGAUUUGCAGGUCGGCUGCUACCCAGCCUGAUUGCCCGGUACUGCGGUACUAUGAAUGUCUACAUAACAUUCAUCUUCUGCUCUGCGCUAUGCAUGUAUACCUGGAUACCGGUACACUCGACUCCCGGGCUAUACGCGUGGACAACAUUCUACAGUCUCUCUGUCGGAGGAGUCCAGUCGCUCUCCCUAGCGAUCGUCCCCAUCAUUAUCUCGGAUACGUCUAAGAUGGGAGCCUCGUUUGGCAUUGUGUUCGCGGCUAUUGGAAUUGGCGCGUUACUGGGUUCUCCAGUAUGUGGCGCUAUCAUUACAUCGAGUGGGGGAUCAUAUGCUGGAGCACAGGCAUUUUCGGGCAGUGUACUAGUGGCUGGAGGGCUCAUCAUAUUUGCUGCACGUGAAGCGAAGAGGCGGCAGAAACGGGAAGAUGUUUGGGUGAAGAUGUAA
Molecule: messenger RNA, 1362 nt
Organism: Alternaria arborescens
Lineage: Eukaryota; Fungi; Ascomycota; Dothideomycetes; Pleosporales; Pleosporaceae
Exons: 4
Coding region: 1-1362 (453 amino acids)
Biological process (GO): transmembrane transport
Cellular component (GO): fungal-type vacuole membrane
Molecular function (GO): transmembrane transporter activity
Source: RefSeq, a predicted model, not a curated record